AUGGGAGACCCAUCUGAGCCCAAGGAACUGCCUGAACGCAUCUUGAAAAGAGAUCUCUACGAGUUUGGCCGGCGACGCAGAACUGACGGCCCCUAUGCGGACAACCUUGAUGUCGAAGUCUUGAUCGUUGGUGCAGGGUUCGGAGGCACGUACCUUCUGUAUGAGAUGCGGAAGGCCGGCUUCAAAACCGUUCUGUAUGAAGCAGGUACCUCGUUUGGGGGUACGUGGAGAUGGAACAUAUAUCCAGGCGCCCGCGUCGAUUCCGAGGUUCCCAUCUAUCAGCUGGCCAUCCCAGAGGUAUACAAGACCUGGACCUGGACGACCAAUUACCCAGACUGGACUGAACUUCAAGCGUAUUUUGACCAUGUAGACAAGGUCUGCGACUUGAGCAAAGAUUGUGCCUUCGAAAGCGUUGUCACCAGCGCAGAGUUCGACACGGACUCGGGGAAGUGGAACAUCAAGACUGCUGACGGUCGCAACGCCAAAUGCAAAUUCCUGGUCAUUGCCGCCGGAUUUGCAGCCAAGAGAUACAUCCCCGACUAUCCUAGCAUGGAGAAGUUCAAGGGAAUAAUGCACCACUCUUCAUUCUGGCCCACAGAGGGCGUUGAUGCUCGCGGGAAGAAAGUCGCCGUCAUUGGCACUGGUGCCUCGGGAGUACAGAUUAUCCAAGAAUGGGGACCUCAAGUCGAAAGUUUGACCGUCUUCCAGAGGACACCCAACCUGGCAUUGCCUAUGGGCAAACGAGACUUGACCAAAGAAGAGCAGCAAACAUUAUACCCGGCGUACGGCGACCUCCUUCGUAUGCGUGAGAAGACCUUUGCCGGCUUUACGUACGAAUUUGAAGAACGCGAAACCUUUGAAGACACCCCUGAAGAGCGCGAGGCCGUCUACGAACGCAUGUGGAAAAGAGCGGGCUUCGGCCUCUGGCUAGGCUCCCAUAAGGACUACCUCUUCGACUUGAAAGCGAACCGCUGCGUCUACGACUUCUGGCGCAAGAAGCAGGAGACCCGCAUCAAGAAUCCCGAGAAGCGCGCUCUGCUCUGCCCCGUGGAACCACCACACCCAUUCGGUGUUAAGCGGCCUUGCCUCGAACAGAACUACUACGAAGUCCUCGACAGCGACAAUGUCAACAUUGUAGACAUUUCCGAAAAGUCCGGCAUUAAGAUUGAAGAGUUUACCGAGACGGGCAUCAAGACCAGUGACGGCAAGCACCACGAAUUCGACAUCAUCGCCCUCGCGACGGGCUUUGAUAUUACCACGGGAGGAAUGACGAAUAUGGGGUUGAAGUCCAUAAACGGCACCACCUUGCACGACGAAUGGAAGGAAGCGGCAUACACUUAUCUGGGAACUACUAUCUCAGGAUACCCGAAUAUGUUCCAUCUCUACGGUCCUCACGGCCCGACCCUCCUCGCCAAUGGCCCCUCGGCCGUCGAAGUCCAAGGCCGCUGGAUCCGCGACGCUAUUAGGGAUAUUGACCGCCAGGGCGUGAAGUACAUCAACGCCACCCAAGAAGCGAGCCGGAAGUGGAAGGACCACAUCAACGAGUUGAGUGACAAGACAUUGCUGCCAACUACGAGGAGUACAUAUAUGGGCGGGAGUGUCCCAGGCAAGGCCUUCGAACAGGUCAACUACUCAGGCGGCAUCCCAGAGUACGUCAAGGAGAUCCGCGCCGUGUUGCCGGCUUUCACGGGCUUCCAUGUCGUCAAGGCAUGA
Fonsecaea multimorphosa CBS 102226 is the source of this 1713-nucleotide messenger RNA. RefSeq lists its product as uncharacterized. The coding region runs from base 1 to 1713 and encodes 570 amino acids. The record is from RefSeq and is a predicted model, not a curated record. The transcript is spliced from 5 exons. Gene Ontology annotation, molecular function: oxidoreductase activity. Lineage: Eukaryota; Fungi; Ascomycota; Eurotiomycetes; Chaetothyriales; Herpotrichiellaceae.